Gorilla gorilla gorilla (western lowland gorilla) is the source of this 2122-nucleotide messenger RNA. RefSeq names its product MISP family member 3 (gene MISP3). The record is from RefSeq and is a predicted model, not a curated record. Bases 1107 to 1766 code for a protein of 219 amino acids. NCBI's taxonomy places the organism in Eukaryota, Metazoa, Chordata, Mammalia, Primates, Hominidae. The transcript is spliced from 3 exons.
GCUGGGAACCUCGCUGAACCCAAGCGUUGGUAGGGAGACCCCAGCGGCCAGUAAGGCGGCUCCUGGCGCCCCCUCGGGCCGGAGCUGUGGGCUGCAAGGCUGGAUCGGAGGGAGGGCCCAGGGGCCUGAGGAGUCGCUGCCUGCCGCCUGGCACGACCAAACGGGGCUGCCCGGGUCCCGAAAAGACGGCUUCGGGGGACACCUCACCAAGCGGCUAGUGGUUCAGAACCCCAGUCCGACGAGCUGCUGGCCCCAGUCUCCGGGACGAUGACGGGGACAUGGCUCUGAAAAAGUGCCAGGGUGCGCUCAGUAGAACCCAGCACCCAGAAUGGCCCCCCAGAGAGCGGGGCCGGGUCUAGGGAAGCCCUCUUCCAAGAAGUCCCGUGCCCUGAGGUGACUGGGCGCGCUAGUUGACGAAACUGAGUGCCCCACCGAGGCGCCCCUGUCCCGAGGGCGGGGCCAGGGCGGGGCGGGAGUCCUCCUGGCAGGUGCCGGGGGCGGUGCCCGGCCCUGCCCCCGGGGGCCGUUCCUGGAGGCCAGAGGCGGGUCAGAGAAGCGGCCGGUGCGGGCGACGCCUUGGAACCCACGGGCCGCCACUGCCGCCACAGGUGCCUCACAGUGCCCUCUGUCCUCGCUCUGGGAAUCAAAACCCCGGUUGGGAACUGAGGCUUCCGAACUGCUUCCAACCCUGGACACGAAGGCCCCCACCGGCCGGAGAACGAAACCCUGGGGUCGUCUGAAGAGGAGGGCCAGGAGUCCCCAGGGCCAGACAGCGAAGCCCCAGAGCUGCUGCGGAGCUGAACACCGAGGUCUCCAAGCCCUCCGCAAAGGACGUGGAGAUCCUGGAGCAAGAGAGCGAAGUCCUCGAGCCAUCAGUCGAGCAGGACGCAGAGAGCCCCGGGCUGUCCACAGCUGCGGGCUUUGAGAGUCCUGAGCCAGGCAGAGACGACCCUGGGCCGUCCGACCGAAGCGCAAAGGGCGGAGGUCCAGGGGCAGCAUCCCCCUCCAGGCCCUAAGACCUCCUCCUCCAGGUCAGUCUCGGAAGCCCCACGCUGCGUUUUCCGCCGUGCCCCGAGGCUCCCCAGCGUCCCCCGGAGGAGCGGUUCAUGGAGACGCCCAUCGAGCGCGAAAUCCGCCGCAGCUGCGAACGUGAGGAGAGCCUGCGCCGGAGCCGGGGCCUGAGCCCGGGCCGCGCAGGCCGUGAACUCGUCGAGCUGCGCGUGCGGCCGGUGCUCAACCUGCCGGGUCCUGGCCCCGCGCUCCCGCGCGCCCUGGAGCGGGCGCGGGCGGGCGCGCAGAUGCAGCGGGACAUCGAGCGGGAGGCCCACCGGCAGGCGGUGCUGGCGCGCCCCGCGGUCCCCGAGCCGCGCGCCCGGUCGCCUCCGCAGCCGCUGGGCGAACUCAAGCGCUUCUUCGAGGCCGCGGCGGGGAGCGGCUCCUCGGCGGGGGCAGGGGACGGCGCGGGCCCGCAGAGGCUGCCAGAGCCUGGGGGACGGCCGCGCUCGGCAGUGCAGGGCGGGUGCCCGGUGCUGGGCAGCGCCCCGCCGCCUUUCACUCCGUCACUGCUGGAGCAGGAGGUGCGCGCCGUGCGCGAGCGCGAGCAGGAACUGCAGCGCCAGCGGCGCAGCGUCUAUGGCACCGCGGAGUUCAAGGAGCCUACGCCGAGCCUCACCGCGAGCAGGGGCGACGGAAAGUUGGCGGUGAUCUGGCCCCCCCGCAGAAAGGUCUCGGAGAACGGCCUGGAGCAGGAGGAGCGCAAACCUUGAGGUUUGAAAAGGCUGGGACCCCCGGCCGGAAGUAACGUACGCGUCAGAGGAACAGGGCGGGGGGCGUCUAGCAUUAGGCCUGGAGAAGGGGAGGCUCUCUGCGUUGGCGAAGAUGAAAUCGACUUGCCUUUGUGAAAUUGACCAGCCCCCUCUAUAAAACUUACAGUCCCCCAUUGGGAAACUGACCACCACCCACAAGUCCGCCAGUGAAACUGCCCAGCCCUUCUCUGCCUAAUUGCAAACUGAACUACCCUCUCCCUUGACUGUUAAGAGGGACGGAGUUACCGCCUCGAUUGCCCCACUCCCCCCACCCCCAAUAAAGCCUCUUCUUUCAGGGCACUGCAGCCUGUUUUUUU